This is a messenger RNA of Neurospora crassa OR74A, 2862 nucleotides long. RefSeq names its product MIZ zinc finger protein. The record is from RefSeq and is a predicted model, not a curated record. NCBI's taxonomy places the organism in Eukaryota, Fungi, Ascomycota, Sordariomycetes, Sordariales, Sordariaceae. Bases 758 to 2335 code for a protein of 525 amino acids. The transcript is spliced from 5 exons. Gene Ontology annotation, biological process: protein sumoylation. Gene Ontology annotation, molecular function: zinc ion binding; SUMO ligase activity.
CGCCUGUUCACAUCGACGACGUCUUUGGACUUUGGAGCAACCGGCUUGAGGGCUGCGAGAGCGACAGCGACUGGAUUCUUUUACAAACGGAGUGACGAUCAUUUGGCGCAUACACGGGCUUCACUGUUUUUUUUUGAAUUGGGUUUACCGCUCAGAGUAGCAAAUCACUACGGGGCAUCGCGGUACCGUUCAACUUCAACUGAAGUCAUCCAUUCACGCAUCUGCCAUAAGUGCCAGUGCGCAAGGCCGCAGACAGCGACAGCCGGCUCUGUGUGACGGACGGAUAACGUGCGGGCGGCUUAAUCUCGCUCAGCUGCGAGUCUACCUAAAAUCUAAAUCCAACAUCGCGCGCCGUACAUCACGGUGACGCCGGCACCUCCAGCAGCCGCAGCUCUGCACCGCGAUAACCAGCCUCGACGUUUCGUCGUCCUAGGUGUCCGCUACUACCCCUAAGCACCUUGAGCGCGUCGGGGUACACUCCCGUGCCAUCGGCUCACUCUCGGCUCAGCCUUCCAUCACUCCUUCCUCACAUCGCGCCGUCCGUAGUGCACGCCCACACUUCCACCUUUCAAUACCUUGACGGCCAACUGCGGGGCAUCCGCGGCCGGUCGCGACCAGGCAACCCUACGAUACGACCGGGCACCACACCACGCUCUUAUAGGAUUGCAUCUUCAGUUAGUUAACAAGCCUAGUGUUGGCAAGCAGAGGCUCGGUUGGAAUCGUCAAUACCGUACCGGUCGUUGAGGGGCACAGAGAAAUGGAUCGUGCCGGCCCUCCUCCCAAAGACAAGGUUGAGGCCCUCAAGGCGAUCGCAAAGAACGCCGGGGUCAACAAGACGCAGCUGCAGUCCCUUUGCGCCGUCAAUGGCUUGCCCAAGACGGGAAACAAGCCUGAUUUGGUGAAACGCCUUGUCGAUGCUAUCCAGCAAUGCGUAGCGCGCGGCGACGGCAUCACUUUCAACACAUUUUACAACAGUUUCGAGACAACCGUACCCUGGUUUCAUAGCUUUGUGGCUAGCACGGGUCUGCUACAGCAACCCAAACCCCAGCCGCCACCGCAGAUACCCCAAACCGCAAUCUACCCACCCGUUCAAAAUCACGGAAACAGUUCCAACAGCUACGCCAUGGCUUCCUACGGCGUAGCUAACGGCUCCUACAACGCGCCUAAGGGCGUCAGCAGACCACUGGACUGGUAUAACCAACAACGUCACGAUUUCCAGUUCAAGCCGAGCGUUUUCUACGAAAUACAAUAUCGAAUUGGGGAGGUCAAGGAUUGCGAACGUAUGUUAGCAAUGCAGCAGCAUAGGCAAACCGUCUCCAUCAAGCUCAGGGUGGCGGAUCAUCCCCAGCUCAGUAAUGUCGGAAACGACCCUUCACUGAGGAUCAUGAUGUACUGCGCUGCCGGGAAGAAUGGCGUCCAAGACAUCGCCUUUCCCUACCAGUCAGAGCUCAAGGUGAAUGGCGGCGAGGUCAAGGCAAACCUGCGAGGCCUGAAGAACAAACCUGGGUCUACUAGACCGGUUGACAUCACGGACUCGCUGCGUCUACGACCAAACACAUAUCAAAACAACAUUGAUUUUACGUAUGCCCUCACCAGAGAGUCUUUCUACCUAGUAGUAUACCUGUGCAAAACCCCGACUAUCGAGGAACUGGUGUCAAGAAUCACCAAGAAGAUCCGCGCCGAAUCGGUGGUUACCGAGAUCGCAAACAAGGCUAACGACCCUGACGUCGUUGCUACAUCACAAGUCCUCAGUCUGAAGUGCCCACUGUCGUACAUGAGGUUAAGUAAGCCCUGCCGAGGCCUGAAUUGCGGUCACAUCCAGUGUUUUGAUGCCACUUCAUACCUCCAACUCCAGGAGCAAGGGCCACAGUGGUUAUGUCCCAUCUGCAGCAAAUCUGUUCCGUUCGACCAAUUGGCGAUUGAUGAGUACGCCCAGGGCAUUCUCGAAGCGACUCCCAAAUCUGUAGAGCAGGUCACGAUUGAACCUACCGGCAAGUGGAUAGAACCAGGUGCGGAAAAAGUGACGGUACCCGACUCUGCCGAGGCAAGCUUUGUCGAUGACGAUGACCUGUAUGUUUCGGAAGUCCUCUCGGCAGCAAACCACGACUUCUCGACGCCCGGUCGUUCUACUACCGGCGCGUCAACUACACUGAUCGGCACGCCGAUGAAUGGAAGCACAGGGGGCACGCCUUCACUGGCAAGGUCAUCGAACAAUAACAAUAAACGUUCAGCCCCGGAAGUUAUUGAUUUGACGCUGUCAGAUGACGACGAGCCACCCAGGCCUGUGAAGCGGGCUAACUACGGGAUGAACGCGUACUAUGGAUCCAACUCUUAGGGGGAAGUAUAGGAUGCUGCAGAUGUGCAUCACAGGCACGCUUCAAUGCAAAGGGGUCGCCGUGCUCCCCGUCGCCGUAACAGGCAGGCGCAAUGGACGAAUUAUCAGGCGGAUUAUUCCCACCAGCCCGACUUUGGGGAAGUAUAGGAUGCUCAAUAUUGGCUUCGGAGACUCGCUUGGGCAACAGGAGGCCGGAUUGUUCCCUUCAUCGGCCCUAACUGAACGCCAUGUCUACUAGGUAUCCUUUUCUACCAGACCAGCUUGGUUUUCACUUUUUUUUUUUUUUGCAUUUCAAACACGGUGGAUCGACAGAGGUAUUUAUAUCAGUCUUUGGCGUUGGGCGCACUCAGAUGGGGGAAAAGGUUUUAUGGGAGAAGUUUCAGGGUUGUGGUACAGUGAGAAAUGACGGAAUGAAUGAGGGAUCAGUACUAAGAUGCAAAUCCGAUACCCAUUAAAGUGAUACGACCUGACCGGCAUGUUGUCUGGGAGCAAUUUUGUACAUGAAAUCGAUUACAAAAUGAUGUACC